Austrofundulus limnaeus is the source of this 7470-nucleotide messenger RNA. RefSeq names its product zinc finger protein 462 (gene znf462). Gene Ontology annotation, biological process: positive regulation of transcription by RNA polymerase II. Gene Ontology annotation, cellular component: nucleus. The record is from RefSeq and is a predicted model, not a curated record. The transcript has 10 exons. NCBI's taxonomy places the organism in Eukaryota, Metazoa, Chordata, Actinopteri, Cyprinodontiformes, Rivulidae. Bases 742 to 7455 code for a protein of 2237 amino acids.
UUUUGCACCACGUAUAUGUCCAGUUUCGGCUGAAGGUCCGCGAGAACGUCGCUAUGGUAGAUCAUGGGAUAUAAUUUGGAGAGCGCCUCGUGAGUGACCUGGAAGGCUCGGCUGUUUUAGUCUAGGUCCAGACGAGGAAGUCGGGGCGAGAUUUUUUUUAUUUUUUCAGUUUAAGCCCCUAAGAAGUAGCCCCAGCAGAAAAGUCAAGUGGUUCUUCUCGCUUCCCAGUUUAUAUCCUUUAAAAAAAAAAAAAAAGCCCAACCGCUUCCUCCUCGACAUGUAUGUCGCCCUUCGGUUUGUUGUCAGAAUGACACAAGGAAAUGGACGGUGGCGGAGCUAAAAGGAGGCUCGUGCUCGAGCCAGGGGGAAUUAGUGGCCGCGGCCGAAGCGUUAGCUUCACGGAGGAGCCGUGUAGCACGGGCUGCUCUUCAGCCAGACUCCAUUAGCGACACACAGGAGCUGUCCCACACACACUCACCAUGAGAGAAAGCCAUGUCCAGUGUGAGGAACCUUCUCUCAUUUUGUUACAGAAACCUUAUCUGCUGCUAGCUAUUGUCUUCUCCACAGACACUGGAGCUAGGAUCACCCCCCAAAAGUCAGGUGUGUCACAAGCUUCACCAUAAAAUGGAGGAAAGCAGAUGAGUCUCCAAGGAGAGCCCUGGAGGAGUCAGCCAGCCAGGAUUCCUCACGCCAGAACAAAGGUUUCCCUGAUUUUCCAGGGAGGUCAAACCCUUUGCAGUGAUGGAGGUAUUGCAGUGUGACGGCUGUGACUUCCGUGCAGAGUCAUACGAUGACUUGAAGACCCACAUUCAGGAAGUGCACACUGCUUUCCUGCAGCCUUCAGAUGCAGAUGAGUCUGACUCUCUGAGAGACGAUGAUGAUGAGGAGGAGGAAGAAGAGCAGAAUGAGGAUAAGGAGAAGGAUUACGCGCCUGCUAAAGCUGGAACAAGCCCCAACUCUACUGAUGGCCCCAAUCAAACAUCACAAAAGCAGACUGCUGAAACCCUGCUUCAGUUUUACCAGUGCAAGUUCUGCGUCCGUUACUUUAGAUCAAAGUUGUUCCUAAGAAACCACACCAAAAAGGUGCAUAAUAUCACAGAGGAAGAUUCGGACGCAAGUGUCACUUCGGAGACCUCAAAGCAGCCCAGCUACACUGUAAUAAUGCACAACGAUCACUCAAAAGUGUUUUCCUGUCAGUAUUGCACAUACACAUCUCCCCGCAAAGCAAGGAUACGGAAACACCAACUGAUGUAUCACAACAAAGUCCCUUCCGAUAGCGCUGCAGACGCGUCAAAGAACAUUGAGAGUGAGGAGGAAUCUGAUGCGAAAGAAAGAUUUCUCUGUGAGUGGUGUGACUUUCAGACUGACCAGAAAGACAGCUGGACUAAUCAUAUGGUAAAAGAGCACAGUGAUAAGGUCAAGAUCCUUUCUAGUCCUGAAAAACUAGAUGGGGAGGCAAGUGCCAGCUCACCCAAAGCAGAUUCUUGUGCAUCUUCCCAAAGCCCAACUGCAAAGGAGGAUUUGGUGGAGAAAACACCAGAGGACACCUUGGAAAAGUCAGUCACUGACAUUUCUUCUCUUCAGUACGCACAGAUCAGUGCAGUCACACCAAACAGCACAGGUUCUUCUAUUUUAUCAAAGAGGUUUGCCUCAUGUGAUGUUUCCAACAGUGUCACAGAUAUGGAUGCUGGUGCAAUCAAUGACGAUGACUCAAGGAGCAGCUUAGAGGAUGACGAUGACGAGGAGGAAUUGGGGGAUAUAGAUGAUCCCAAUUACACUGGGACUCUUUCUGCAGAUGCAAAGCAGCUAUUAACUGAUGUUGAUAAUAAAUUACUGGAAACUAAAGGCAUACCCUUCAGAAAGUACAUGAACCGGUUUCAGUGCCCCUUCUGCUCUUUCCUCACCAUGCACAGGCGGAGCAUUUCUCGCCACAUUGAAAACAUUCACCUCUCUGGCAAAACCACAGUAUAUAAAUGUGAUGAAUGCCCGUUCAUUUGCACCAGCCCUCUGAAGCUAGGAACACACAAGCAGAACCACAACCCCACAGAUUUAGAUAUGCUGGACCUGACAGGUGAUAGUCCUGAACCUCAGAAUGACAGUGCCACAGAGCCCGUAAAUGGGGGAAACGUUAGCUCCAGGGCAAAUGGAAAAAAGACAACCAGCACAUUGAACGACCAGCAGAACCCUCAUCGCUGCACACUCUGCAGUUUCUCUACCACCACGCUGAAAGGACUGAGGGUCCACCAGCAGCACAAGCAUUCCUACUGUGACGACCUAGAUUCUACUGUCUUUGAAAGCCAGCUGACUGACCAGCCAGAUUCUGAAGUGGAAGCUGCUCCAGUGUUUUUACAGAAAACCCAGACACCCAUUUUAGGACUUGCCACCAAAAAACCCUUUGUUACGGGGAAAAGAGCCAGGAAGUCUAUUAAUGACUUGCCUUUGGAUUUGUCUUCAGUUAAGAAGAGAACUAGAAUUGAUGAAAUAGCCAGUAACCUUCAAAGUAAGAUAAGCCAAAGCCAGCAGGACAUGAUUAUAAAUUUGGAUGACAUAGAUGAUGAAGACGCUCAAGAAAGUACUGCUGGUGCUGAUGAGAGUGGAAACCAUGACAUUAAUCCCAUCUUUGCUUACAACACACAGCAGUCUCGUAGAGAUUCAGUGAUCAGUCAUGAAGGAAGGAUUGGGAAAAGAAAAAGCAACCCUAAGUCAAAGCACAGGAGCAUUCCUAUAUCUCUUACUCUCUCAGACGAUAGUGAAAAUAUUUCAGGCGAAAUCGGUGACAGCAUUGCCCAAGAGAACAUGGACUAUUCGGACGAUGCUGGAAUGAUCCGUUUCUACUGUAAACACUGUGAUUACCACAACAAAUCAGCUCGAAGCGUCAGCACCCACUACCAGAGGAUGCAUCCUUACAUUAAGUUCAGCUUUAAGUACAUCCUGGAUCCAGAAGACCAGAGUGCAGUUUUCCGCUGUUUGGAGUGCUAUAUCGAGUACACAAACUACAACGAUUUACACCAACACUACAUGGAUCACCAUCCUGAAGCAAGUAAUGUUCUCAACUUCAAUCAACCACAUCUGCUAUACAUGUGCCGCUUUUGUUCAUACACGAGCCCCAAUGUCAGGAGCCUGAUGCCUCAUUACCAAAGAAUGCACCCCACUGUGAAGAUCAAUAAUGCCAUGAUCUUCUCUAGCUAUAUAGUAGAACAGACUCAUAAAACCAGUGAGUCACAAACUCUGAGGGAAAUAUUAAAUUCUGGCCCCAAGAAUUUUACCCCAUCCAGUUCAAUGGCCAGGUCUUCCUCGAGUCCGGUCCUGAAAGCUGUCCCCAAGUCCCCUGAAACUAGUGCCGAGGCAGAACCUUUCAAAGAAACUGUGAGUGGUAAUGUGGUGGUCUAUGACUGUGAUGUUUGUUCUUUUGCUAGCCCCAACAUGCACUCUGUGUUGGUCCACUACCAGAAAAAACAUCCGGAGCAGAAGGCAUCUUAUUUCCGCAUACAGAAAUCCAUGAAAGUGAUUUCAGUUGAUCAGUCACAGCCUGCAGCCAACUCUUCCUUCAGCCCUGGCAUGUCUACUUCCACUCCAAAGCAAUCAAAUGCUGCAGCAUAUGGAUCAGAUGAAGACAUGUUCUAUUGUAAACACUGUGUGUACAGCAACAGAUCUGUUGUUGGUGUGUUGGUCCAUUAUCAAAAAAGACACCCAGAAGUGAAAGUGACAGCUAAAUAUAUAAAACAUGGCCCUCCCACUCCUGGCUUAAUGAAAUUAAUGGAUGAACUGCAAAUUGCAACCCCCAAACAGUUUUUGAAGCAGUUUCAGAAUAAUGGGCAUGAGGGCUCUAAAAACUCAGUUCCUAAAGGGGGUGGUGAGAAAGGAGAGGACGAGCUGUUUUUUUGCCAACAAUGUGAUUAUGGCAACCGUACUGUAAAAGGAGUGCUUAUCCACUACCAGAAAAAGCACAGAGAAACCAAGGCCAAUGCUGACCUUGUGCGUCGCCACACUGCAGUUGUUCGGAGUCAGCGUGAGCGAGCACAGAUGGUCCAGUCAGGCAACGUUUCUUCUGCAGCACUCUCAGCUCCUCCAGACUCUGAAAAUGCCAUGCCUUUGCGGUCCCUUAAGUGCAGACACUGUUCUUUUACAACUCCUUAUGUCUAUGCUCUAAAGAAGCAUCUAAAGAAAGAGCACCCUACUGUGAAAGCCACAGCCAUGACCAUUUUACACUGGGCUUACCAGGAUGGCAUCUUGGAGGCAGGCUAUCACUGUGAGUGGUGCAUUUACUCUCAUUCUGAUCCCCAGGGUCUGUUUCUUCACUACCAAAGACGCCACCCUGAGCAUAAUGUUGAUUAUGCGUACAUGGCCAGCAAGCUGUGGGCAGGGCCUGAAACCACUCAACAGGGUGGAAAUAUGGAAACUAAACAUUACAAAUGUAGAGACUGUGCCUUUGAGGCUUGCACCAUAUGGGACAUUACUAGUCACUAUCAGGCUGUCCACCCUUGGGCUAUUAAAGAGGAUGAAUCUGUGCUUUUGGAUAUCAUCAAAGGAAAUGGCUCAGUUGAAAGCAUCCACCAGCAGAUUGCCAAUGAACACGCAUCUCUCAAUUGCCAGUCUGAUGAUGGAGCGCUAGUCAUCGCUACCCCACCUCAAGAAAGCAAUCUUCACUCUUCUCAUCCACGCCUUUCCAUUUCUAAUAAUCCUUAUCAGUGCACUGUUUGUCUGUCAGAGUACAACAGUCUCCAUGGUCUCCUCACUCACUAUGGCAAGAAACACCCAGGUAUGAAAGUAAAAGCUGCAGAUUUCGCACAGGAGGCGGACAUCAAUCCCAGCUCUGUGUACAAAUGUCGUCAUUGUCCAUACGUGAACUCCCGCAUUCAUGGAGUCCUAACUCACUACCAGAAACGACACCCGCUGGUGAAAGUCACGGCAGAAGACUUUGCAGACGACGUGGAGCAGAUUACAGAGUUGCACGAAGGAGAUGACAAGUUCAAAACUCAAAGACAAGGCUAUGGUGCAUAUAGGUGCAAAAUGUGUCCGUAUACGCAUGGGACACUGGAGAAACUCAAAGUCCAUUAUGAAAAAUAUCACAAUCAGUCUGCCUCUGAUAUGUUCUCGCCAUCUCUGACCAAUUUUUCUUCCGGAAGGGAAAUGGAGCCAGUAGCCGAAUGCAGUGCUAGUAACAUGUCAAGCACGGCGCAAGUCCAGGAGGUGAGUGAACUGGACUAUGCCCUCUCUCAGUUACCCAUCAAUAAGACAGAGAAACAUGCUGUGUUCAAGUGUCAGCUUUGUAAGUAUUUCUGCUCCACAAGGAAAGGCAUCGCUCGCCACUACCGUAUCAAGCACAAUAAUGUGCGCGCUCAGCCAGAAGGUAAAAAUAACGUCUUCAAAUGCGCCCUGUGCGCUUACACAAACCCUAUUCGCAAAGGCCUGGCAGCUCACUACCAGAAGCGACACGAUAUCGAUGCCUAUUAUACUCACUGUCUGGCUGCCUCCAAGACUAUAAGUGAGAAGCCUGCCAAAGUUCUGGCACAGCCGCCGUUGGAAGCGGAGAGUUCGGAAAUGAGCGAAGACCUACGCUUGGCCGUGGAGCGGCGGCGGUGUAAUCUUUGUCGCUUCCUGGCCGUCAGCAGGAAGAGCAUCGUCUCACACUACAUUAAACGCCACCCAGGUGUCUUCCCUAAGAAGCAGCACUCUAGCAAACUUGGUCGUUACUUCACUGUUAUAUAUGCCAAAGAGCCAGAGAAGGCUUUGGAGGAGGAGGAGGACAAGGAAGCAGCAGGUGUUCUGCUUGAGUCAGAACAGGACAGCGACACCGACUGGUUGCCGUUCAAGUGUCUGAAAUGCUUCCGACUGUCUUUUAAUACAGGACAGCUGUUAUCUAUGCACUACAACGACCACCACAGCACAGACCUGAAGAGGGACUUUUUAGUAUCAUCUGAUCCUGAGGAUGAAGAGACUGAGUCCUACCAGUGUUCUCACUGUGAGUUGAAGUUUGUGUAUCUCCCUGCUCUAGCAACACACCUUCUCAGUCACAAUGAGGAGUUUGAGAAGAGGGCCAUGAAGCAUGAGAAGAGGAAGCAGCUUGACAGCAAGCAGAAGACUGAAGAACUUCCAGAGAAUAAAACUGAGAAGGCAAGCAUUACAGAUAACACCCCUGUAGGAUUCAGGUGCAACUUCUGUUCCGAGAUACACCAAACCCUCCGAGCGAUCUGCAACCACCUUAGGAAGCAUGUGCGGUAUGGAGAAGUUAAAGAGGGCCACAUCAAGCAGGAAGGAAGUGAGGUCCUCCUGACUCCGCCUUCAAAGAGCCUGACGAACGGCGACCUGGAGGAGGAUGAAGCAGCCGAAGCCAACGGCGUGGAGACCCCCGCCGCAGCUUCGUCAUCAGCUUCCGGUGGCGACGGGAUGGACGACGUCAAGUUGGAGGCUCUGGAUCCCGACACGGACGCCGUGGAGGGACGAUCGGCGGCCCUCGUGGCCGCAGCCAGAGCCGUGGUGUUGGAGGGCCAGCUGAGUCAGCGGUUAGCGGCGGGAGGCCACCCGUGCGCCCAGUGCGACCGGGUCUUCAUGUCCAUGCAGGGGCUGAGGUCCCACGAGAGGAGCCACUCGGCCAUGGCUCUGUUCACCCGCGAGGAUAAAUACAGCUGCCAGUACUGCCAGUUCGUCUCACCCUUCAGACACAACCUGGACAGACACGUGCAGUCCCACCACGGUCACCACAAGCCCUUCAAGUGCAAGCUCUGUCCCUUUAAAUCUGCUUACUUGAGUCGUUUGAAGAGCCACCUGCAUAAGGCUCACACAGGCGAGCAGCACACGUACAGGUGCUUGUCCUGCUCCUUCUCCACCAUGACCAUCAGCCAGCUGAAGGAGCAUUCUCUGAGGGACCACGGCGAGGCCUUGACGCUGUCCAAACUCCGCGCAGCGACGCAGGCCGCACACGCCGCCGCCAGGACCCCUCGAAUGGCUGCCGGCACAGAGCACACACAUCUGGCUCCAGAUGAUCCAUCAUAUCAGCAGCUCAGUCAAUACAAGCUGGCCUCCCGCAGUCACGUGUCUUCCAUCUCCAAACCUGGCGGUUUGACAGGCUGCGACGGCCGUCCAGAAGUCGUCCUCACGUGCGAGUUUUGCGAAUUCAGCUCGGGAUACAUGCAGAGCCUGCGUCGGCACUACCGGGACCGCCACGGCGGCAAGAAGCUCUUCAAGUGCAAAGACUGCUCCUUUUUCACCUGCAACAAGAUUAACUUCUCCAUGCACGUGGAGGCGGGUCACAACAACAACAACAACAACAACAACACAACUGAGGAGAUCUCUAAAGAACUGCGCUGCCCGCUCUGCCUCUACCACACCAAUCACACGAGCAGCAUGAUCGACCACAUUGUUCUGCACAGAGGUACACUUACACGACAAAUACAGACAGAGACAGCUGGAUUCUUACAGGAGACAGUGGACACUAUUUUGGGACAUUAUAUCUGAAUAAAAGCAUUUAAA